AUGACCACGCUCUCCGAGCUAGAGAGCGCAGCUCCUGUCCCAGCGCUUCCCGAGCUAGAGGCAGUCCUGUCCAGCCGCUCCGAGCUUAGGAGCAGCUCCUGUCGCGGCUCUCCGAGCUUAUAUAGGCUAGCUCCUGUCGCGUCCCGACCGCUAGAAGAAACUCUGUUCGCGCUCCCAGAAGCUAGACAGAAUACACAUGUCGCGCUCCGAGCUAGAGGCAGCUCCUGUCGCGCUCCCGAGGCUAGAGCAGCUCUGGCGCGCUCCCAGCUAGAAGAGAACUUUCCUGUCGCGUCUGCCGAGCUAGAGGAAGCCCCUGUCGCGCUCGCCGAACUAGAGGCAGCUCCCUGGCGCGCUCUCCGAGCUAAGAGUGCAGCUUCCUCAUCACGCCUCCCAGCUAGAUGUAGCUCCUGUCGCGCUCCCGCGCUAGAGGCCAGCUUCGUCGCGCUCGAGCUAGGGCAGCUCGCAGUCGCCGACUCCCAAGCUAAGAAGAAACUCCUGUUUCGCGCUCCCGAGCUAGAGCAGCUCCUGUCCGCGCUUCGAGCUAGAGAAGGUCAGCUCCUGUCGCGCUUCGCCGAGCUAGAGGAAGCUCCUGUCGCGCGUCCCGAGCUAGAGGAAGAGGUUCCUGUCGAUCCCGAGCUAGCAGCUCCUGAGGCAGUUCCUGUCCGCUCCCGAGCUAAGCGAAGCUCCGUCGGCGUCCCAGCAGAAGAAACUCCUGUCGCGCUCUCGAUUAGAGAAGAGCUCCUCCCGCUCCCGAGCGCGCACCUCCUGUCGCGCGCCCGAGCUGAGGAAGCUCCUUUUCGCGCUCCCGAGCUAGAGAAACUCCUGUCGUCGCUCACCCGAGCUAGAGAGGCAGCUCCUGUCGCGCCCCGACUAGAGGGAAGAGUCCUGUCGCGCUCCCGAGCUAGAGGCUCCGUCGCGCUAGUUCGUCGCGCUCCCGAGCUAGAGCGUAGCUCCUCUGUUCCGUCUCCCGAACUAGAGGGCAGCUCCUGUCGCGCUCCCGAGCUAGAGGAAGCUCCUGUCGUGCUCCGAGCUAGAAGGCAGGCUCCUAACGAUCGUCUCCUGGAAUUGAGCUCACAGCUCACCGAGCUAAAGGCAGAGGCUGCCUGUGCAGCGGAUCCCGAGCUAGAGAGGCAGCUGCCUGUCGCGCUCCCGAGCGUAGAGCAGCUCCUGAUCGCGCUUCCCGAGCUAGAGGCACUCUAUAGUAUAACUGUCGCGCUCACCGAGCUAGAGCAGCUCUGUCGCGCUCCCGAGCAGAUCAGCUACUGUCGCGCUGCCGAGCUAGAUGAGCAGCUCCUGUCGCGCCUCCCACUAGAGGCAGCUCUGUCGCGACUCCCGAGCUAG
Messenger RNA from Penaeus vannamei (Pacific white shrimp), 1341 nucleotides. NCBI's taxonomy places the organism in Eukaryota, Metazoa, Arthropoda, Malacostraca, Decapoda, Penaeidae. The record is from RefSeq and is a predicted model, not a curated record.